Messenger RNA from Anopheles coustani, 1824 nucleotides. Its product is annotated as facilitated trehalose transporter Tret1-like. Lineage: Eukaryota; Metazoa; Arthropoda; Insecta; Diptera; Culicidae. Gene Ontology annotation, biological process: transmembrane transport. Gene Ontology annotation, molecular function: transmembrane transporter activity. The record is from RefSeq and is a predicted model, not a curated record. The coding region runs from base 1 to 1719 and encodes 572 amino acids. Gene Ontology annotation, cellular component: membrane. The transcript has 5 exons.
AUGGGGAAAACGGCGUACACAAUAAACGGUGCUUCGCCGGGAAUGAAUGGCCGUGGCAAUGAGAAAAAGGAACGCUCGGACGCAGACAAAAUGACCCUGGAAGAGGCCAAACAGCCCGAGGUUAGCACGUUUCGGCGCAUCUUGCCGCAGAUACUGGCCAGUACGGCCAAAAACUUUCUCCUGCUCGAUCUUGGCAUGGCGGUAGCGUUCCCAACGAUUGUGAUACCGGCACUUCGGGGUAUUAAGAACCGUGCACCCGAUGAAUUUCUUCACUUUACUCCCCAACAGGCAUCAUGGUUCGGAAGCAUAGCGUAUAUUUGCCAACCUGUGGGAAGUGUCCUGUCGGGGAUCAUCCUUGAGCCACUAGGACGAAAGCGAUCCAUGAUCCUGGUUAACAUUCCGCACAUCAUAGGUUGGUUUAUGCUGCAUUUCGCUGGAUCCUUGGAAGAGAUGUACACGGCGGCCAUCCUUCUUGGCCUGGGUGUUGGUUUCAUGGAAGCACCAAUCGUAACUUACGUUGGGGAGAUUUGUCAACCUUCCAUCCGUGGCAUCUUAACAUCGUGCGCUGGUGUGGCUGUGAUGCUUGGAUUUUUCAUGGUGUACCUACUGGGAACUGUGACCACUUGGCGAACGACCGCAGCGAUCUGCGCCGCGAUCCCCAUCGCGACAAUGAUUGCAAUCUGCUUUGUACCGGAAACACCCAUGUGGCUGCUCUCGAAAGAUCGAGCGGAUGACGCACUCAAAUCACUCCAAUGGCUGCGCGGUUGGGUAUCGCCGAAAGCAGUAGAGCAAGAGUUUCAGGAAAUGAAAAGAUACAGUCUAAACUCUGCCAAGUGUGCCACGUGCGCGAAAACCAACGCGUCCACAUGUCAACAUCCCCCGCUGACCGAGUGGAUGAAACUGAAGGAGCUUACACGUAAGCGCAACCUCCGACCAUUCGUUCUCGUGAUGCUUUUCUUCGUCUUCGGCCAGCUAAGUGGACUGACGGGCAUGAGGCCGUAUCUCGUGCAGAUAUUCCAGGCCUACGGUGUACCGCUGGAUGCAAACUGGGCCACCGUUUCGACGGGCCUGCUAGGCUUGCUAGCAAACAUAGUGUGUAUGGUGAGCAUUAAAUUCGUCGGAAAACGGCGCCUUGCACUCACCUCAAUGGCCGUGACGGCUCUGUCCUGCAUCUCGCUCGCAAUCUAUGCGUUCAAUACCUUCCCACCGGGUUGGACUUCGUUCGACGUUCACUCGGGGACCAGUCAUGUCACUAGCAUGGGUUACAUACCGAUGGUGUUCUUUUUCAUGCUGGCCUUUUUCACCAGCGUGGGUGUGCUGCCUGUUCCCUGGAUUCUGCUGAGUGAAGUUUUCCCAUUCAGGAAUAGGAGCCUGGCAUGUGGAAUUACGGCUGCCCUGCACUACGUAAUGUCGUUCGUUACGACGAAGACGUACUUCAAUCUGGAAAGUGCUCUCUCUCUACCCGGUGUGAUAUUAUUUUACGGUGUGAUGGGAGUGAUUGGAUUAUUUUUCGUGUACUUUUUCCUCCCGGAGACGGAGAAGCGUACCCUCGAGGACAUUGAGCUCUACUUCUCCGACAACAAGCGCAAGCUGACUGAUAUUUACAUUCCGAGGAGAAAUAGGGACGUGGAAGCGGUGGCAGUUAUUUCAACGUUGGGCGAGAAGACACACGAAAAAGAAGGCAUAGACAACACUGCCUUCACGGAUUGCAACAAGUAGUCGGCAUGAGUUGUAUUUAUAAGCUAAAUUUUAUCGCCAUCACACUCCGAGGUCGAUACAGACGAGGAGAAUAGAUUCGACGGGACCGACGUUAACGCUGCUCAU